CUAGACUACUAGUAGAAAGUUUGAGACGAUAGUUUGUAAACCGCCGAAUAAUUGCACACAGAGUCACGCAUUCUCUAUUGACGAUCGAGGAAAUAGGCGUGAAAGUGCGCCACAAAACAAUGGCGCCACACGAUGAUCAACCAGAGGUAGAAGAUGAAGCCAUGGUUUCCGAUACUCAUAAACGCCCUAUUUCAACCAUUGUCAUCUUCAUUGCUAUGCACACCGAAGCUCUACCUCUUGUUAAUAGGUUUCAGCUCAAAGAAGACCAUGAUUCUUUGUUUCCGGAAGGGGUUCCUUGGGUCCGCUAUCAUGGUAUUUACAAGGAUUUGCAUAUUAAUAUUGUGCAACCUGGGAAAGAUUCCGCGUUAGGCGUUGAUGGUGUUGGUACAGUCUCUGCAUCUCUUGUGAUCUAUGCCACUAUUCACGCAUUGAAGCCGGACCUUAUCAUCAAUGCAGGAACUGCUGGUGGUUUUAAGGUAAAAGGAGCAGCCAUUGGGGAUGUUUUUCUUGCAUCAGAGGUUGCGUUUCAUGACAGAAGAAUACCCAUACCUGUUUUCGAUUUAUAUGGGGUUGGUCUGCGGCAGGCCUUUUCAACACCGAACAUCGUGAAGGAGUUAAAUUUGAAGAUUGGAAGAUUGUCAACAGGUGAUUCGUUGGACAUGUCCCCACAUGACGAAGCAUCAAUCAUUGCAAAUGAUGCUACACUAAAGGAUAUGGAGGGUGCUGCUGUUGCAUAUGUGGCUGAGCUCUUGAAAGUACCAGCCAUGUUUUUAAAGGCAGUGACUGAUAUUGUUGAUGGUGACAAGCCUACUGCAGAGGAGUUCUUGCAAAAUCUGUCUGACGUCACCGCUGCUCUUGAUGAGACUGUCGCUAAAGCUAUUGAUUUCAUCAACGGAAAGUGCCUGUCAGAACUCUGAGGUUUUCCGUUGUCACCAUUCUUUGCAAUCCUUCAUAGAAACACAAAGAUUGUCAAGCUUUAUGUUUGUAUAAGCUCUCAUGAGAAUUGUCCAAUUGAGACAGCACCAACUUAGGUGCCUUUUUAUAUUGGCCUUGGAAGGUGUAUUUAUUGAUUACUUUUUACCACAAUUAACUAAAUCAAGUAUUAUUCUA
Molecule: messenger RNA, 1110 nt
Organism: Beta vulgaris subsp. vulgaris (sugar beet)
Lineage: Eukaryota; Viridiplantae; Streptophyta; Magnoliopsida; Caryophyllales; Amaranthaceae
Product: 5'-methylthioadenosine nucleosidase
Exons: 8
Coding region: 120-917 (265 amino acids)
Biological process (GO): nucleoside metabolic process
Molecular function (GO): methylthioadenosine nucleosidase activity
Source: RefSeq, a predicted model, not a curated record